Messenger RNA from Mus caroli (Ryukyu mouse), 2211 nucleotides. Its product is annotated as peptidoglycan recognition protein 4. Lineage: Eukaryota; Metazoa; Chordata; Mammalia; Rodentia; Muridae. The record is from RefSeq and is a predicted model, not a curated record. Gene Ontology annotation, biological process: peptidoglycan catabolic process. Gene Ontology annotation, molecular function: zinc ion binding; N-acetylmuramoyl-L-alanine amidase activity.
CUUAUCAUUCUCCGUGUAGGUGUCCUGGGCCACCCGAGGAUGCUGUCCUGGCUUCUUGUCUUCUCUACCUUGGUUCUUCUGGCACAGGGUGUUUCCUCCUGGGAAAAACCACAAACUGGUCAGGUGUCAGAAGGACUGCAGCAACUGUUUGGCAACAUCUCCCAACUAUUUGAGAAAGGCAUACUAGGCCGUGAUGAUGUCUUCACUAUGGUUUCUCGUGAGGAAUGGGGGGCAGAAGCAAUUGGCUGCAGCUCUAAGCUGAGCAGGCCAGUGGAUGUCCUUGUCAUACACCAUAUCCCUGGACUAGAGUGCCACAACAAAACUGUCUGUAGCCAGAAGCUUCGGGAACUACAGGCCUAUCACAUCCACAACAGCUGGUGUGAUGUGGCUUACAAUUUCCUGGUUGGGGAUGAUGGCAGAGUAUAUGAAGGUGUUGGUUGGAAUGUCCAAGGCUCUCAUGACCAGGGCUACAACAACAUCUCCUUAGGUAUCGCCUUCUUUGGCACCCAAGAAGGCCAUAGUCCCAGUGCUGUUGCUCUGUCAGCCUUGAAGGGCCUGAUUUCCUAUGCUGUGAAGAAGGGCCACUUGUCAUCCAAGUACAUCCAGCCAUUGCUUGCGAAAAGUGAAGACUGCUUGGUCCCUCCACAGAAGGGGAAACAGAAGAAAGCAGCUUGUCCCCACAUAGUUCCACGGUCUGUUUGGCGGGCAAGAGACUCCCACUGCUCCAGAAUGACUCUCCCUGCAAAGUAUGCCAUCAUUCUUCAUACUGCUGGGAGAACAUGCAGUCAGCCUGAUGAGUGCCGCCUGCUGGUCCGAGAUCUCCAGUCGUUCUUCAUGAACAGGCUAAAUGCAUGUGACAUUGGGUAUAACUUCCUUGUGGGCCAGGAUGGUGGUGUUUAUGAAGGAGUAGGCUGGAAUAACCAAGGUUCCAAGACUGAUAGCUACAAUGACAUCGCUUUGAGUAUCACCUUCAUGGGCACCUUCACAGGUUCCCCACCCAAUGCAGCUGCACUGGAGGCUGCCCAGGACUUGAUCCGGUGUGCUGUGGUCAAGGGGUACCUGACCCCCAACUACCUGCUAAUGGGCCACAGUGAUGUGUCCAACACUCUGUCCCCUGGGCAGGCAUUGUACAACAUUAUCAAGACGUGGCCCCAUUUCAAGCACUGAGGGAAGCCCUAUCCCUAUCUGAGGAUGCUCUUCCUCCUGCUGGGUGUCUGUCUUUACCUUUCACCUUGGAUUAGUAUAUCUGUCCUCUCAUUUCAAAAACUUUACCUUGUUCACUUCCUAGGUUGGGAUGACCUUGUCCUCUCUUGGUGACAUUUACCAGUGUCCCCAAGUUUUGCACUUAUAGUCCCUUGAGCCUGAGUCAAGGCUCUUCUCUCCUGGGUACUUGUCUGCUCAACAAGACCAGGUAAUGGGCUGAUUCUUGUCAUACCUUAUUCCCUAGUUGUCUGCCCCCCUGUCUGGUACCUAUGGUCAGUCUGGUACCUAUGGCCUGUCUGGUAGUUUCCAGCGCUCAUCCAUAGCCCAGGGAGAAUGCUCUCACCACCUCUGCUCACACAUCCACUUGUGCAUAUGUGAAUGCUCCCUUGAAAACAUACAGGUCCUCUUCCAGAUUAUGAGUUUUUCCAGGACAGCUGCAGAAUUUUCUUUCCUACUAGGUAGCCUGUGUCAGUUCUUGAUUUGUUUUUAAAUGUUUCUAGAUAUUAUAGAUGUUUGUUGGAGAAAUGGAGGAACAAAUUAAAGGCCCCAGUCCUUUUCCAAAGGUUUGCCAUCACCCCUCUGUGGAAACCUUGCUGUCCAAUUUCCCAUACUGCCAUUAUUCUUGGCACUGGUACUUCUUGGUUGGAGGCUCAGAGCUGUCUAUGGUGACUUGUCCAUAACACGUGCCAUGUCUCUGAAGUCCUGUGCCAUUGUAUCCAUAGAGCACCCUGAGUGCCAGGACCAUAUGCUCUUCCAAGAGCAAGGCAGACUGCCAACACUUGCUGCCCAGUACUGUGGCCUGCCUUUACCUGGAUGAGCCCUGCUGGUCUCUGAAACCCUCCCUACCUUCAUAAUUCGUUGUAAGCACAUGAAGCCUUAUCUUACUCCGUGUUUUUCUGAAAAAUGGAUGGGAGAGUAAGAGGAAAAGAGGAGAGAUGAAUAAAAAGAAUAUAGUGUAGAGAUUGUCUUGUUAAAAUUUUCAUAAAAUAAAGUUUUAUCUUAUUUUAU